Rotaria sp. Silwood1 is the source of this 1068-nucleotide messenger RNA. The record is from the annotation of a GenBank genome assembly. NCBI's taxonomy places the organism in Eukaryota, Metazoa, Rotifera, Eurotatoria, Philodinida, Philodinidae.
AUGGGAGAUACAGCUAACGAGUUUCAACCGCCUACUGUUCCAAGAGAUUCCGAAGGCUUUGUGAAAAGCUUCACCCUUUCUAGUUGCGACUGUCCUGAGGCCAAUGAAGCGCGUGCAUUCUUCGACAAGUUUGGUUUUGUAGUUAUCGCAAAUGUCUUUACACAAGAGCAAUGUAAAGACACGAUUUCGGAUAUCUGGAACGUCGUCGAGUCUCGUGCAGGACAACCUAUACGACACGAUGAAAAACUUUGGAAUUCAAAACUAUGGAGUAGAACAGGUUUAGUACGGGAGGGCAUCAUCGGUAGUGCCAGUCUAUAUACUCGUCAAAUUUUGCUUAAUCGACAAACACCAGCUUUGCAUAUUGCUUUCGCGACCAUUCUGGGAACGGAAAAACUCUUAGUUAAUCAAGAUCGUUACGGGCUGUUUCGACCUGCUAAGGAGUAUCCUGAACGAGCAACAAUGGCUAAUCUUCACUUGGACAUGAAUCCAUGGGGAUAUUUCAAAGAUAAGGAUAAUUCACAUCAAAUUGAAAUACUCACCUCAUUAAACUAUAAAUAUGAUGAUGAUUGGAUCACGGAAAAUAAUGAACCUGGCUGUAACACUAUCGGGGAGCGGCAUGUACAAGGUCUAGUCAAUCUAGCUGAUAACCUUGAAGAAGAUGGAGGUUUCUGGCUUGUUCCUGGCUUUCAUCAUUAUUUAUCGAAAUGGACAGCCGAACACGAAGCAUUGCGCUCGAAAUAUGGUCUGUAUUCGACAUUCAAUCUCUUUGAUGAAAACAAAAUUCCAGAGCUUUAUGCUGUCGCUUGUCAUAUUUCUACUCGUGCUGGUUCAGCUAUCUUGUGGGACCAACGCGUGAUGCAUGGAUCACGAGCAAAUCAUAGUCUUCGACCCCGCUACGCUCAAUUCUUCAAAAUGUUUCCGACCGAUCAUCCUGCUAUGACGCCUGAUCGAGCUGAAAAACGACGUGAAGGAGUUUUAGCUAAACUUCGAACUGCUAAUAUUAAUCCAGAAGUAGACCUCACUGUCUUAGGACGGCAGCUAUUUGGAAUUGCCAAGUGGUCCGAUUGA